UAACCGCUGUAGGAUAUAUAUAUAUAUGUAGAUGUAUCUUGGCAAACACGGAUAUGAAGUUCGAUCUGAGUUGAAUAGUGUAUAGGCAGAUGAGAUAGGAGGUAGGAGGGUUUCCCGAAAUCAAAGAAGAUGAACAGUAGCUGUAAGAAAACGGUUGUGAGAAAUAUAAACUCUUUUGCUCCGUUUGGUCCUGGGGAUUUGGCUACACUACACAGCACUUAUAUGCACAUCACCGACGGCCAACUUCUUCACCAGAUCCCAGAUGUUUUCAAAACUAGCCCAUGUGCGUCGUCGUCGUCGUCCUUUUUUUUCGUUCGACGUGGCCUUAGAGUGGGCUCUCGCGGUGCACAGAAGCUUUCGCACGGUGUUUGGGGUGGCGGGCUCUCAUAGCAAGACAUGUUUCUGGAGAAACGAGCCACCAAGAAAUCCUGCCACAAAGAGCACGCCUCUGCCGACGGUGAAGGCGUUAAUCUCAGUAAACAUGGUG
Messenger RNA from Pichia membranifaciens NRRL Y-2026, 487 nucleotides. RefSeq lists its product as hypothetical. The transcript has a single exon. NCBI's taxonomy places the organism in Eukaryota, Fungi, Ascomycota, Pichiomycetes, Pichiales, Pichiaceae. The coding region runs from base 130 to 390 and encodes 86 amino acids. The record is from RefSeq and is a predicted model, not a curated record.